AGGAAUUUGUUUCUUUGAUCUAGUUGAGUAAAUUACAUUGAGAACUGUGCGAAAUAGUCAUACCUUUAUGCGCCAAAUCGCGCUUCAACAUCGUGUUCUAAUUUUUCACAAAACCAACAAUAAUUACUGAUAAUUGUCGCUCCGAGAUGACUAUAAAAUACCAGGAAUCUAGUCCGAGGACAGGAUAGUUUGUAAUCCGUCAGUGAUCCGAGAUGUCCAGACAGUUGGUUCCUUGCUUGGCUAUUUUGACCGGCAUUCUAGGGGUGGUAUCGGCCCAGGAGGAUUACUGCGAUUCAUCCCUGUGCGAUCCGGGAGUGCAACAUAUCGGCUGCAACGCUAAGAACGAACUUUCGCCGGAUUGUAACGAAGGCAAGAAGAUUGAGCUGACCGAUGAGCUCAAGAAGCUGAUCCUGGACGAGCACAACAACUACCGCAAUCAGGUGGCCAAGAAGGAACUGAAAUGGUUGCCGUCGGCUUCCAAUAUGGUUGCGAUGGACUGGGACGACGACCUGGCCUACCUGGCGGAGUUGAACGCGGAUCGGUGCGAGUUCGAGCAUGACCAGUGCCACAACACCAAGAAGUACCCCAAUUCCGGCCAGAACAUCGCUUCCUGGGCAACGACUGGCGAUACGUACGAGGUGAAGGACACGAUCAAGACGCUGAUCCAGGAGUGGUGGGACGAACGUCACUUUGCUGGUCCCAAGCUGAUCAAGAAGCUCUGGGGCAAAUACAAGGCGUUGCACUUCACGAUGUUGGUUCGGGCGAACGCCAGUCGAGUUGGAUGCGCAAUGGUCCAGUACAAGCAGACCGAUUACCUUUGGGUUCUGCUUAUCUGCAACUAUUCGUACACCAAUAUGAUUGGAACUACAGUUUAUAAGGCUGGGGAUGCGUGCUCGGAGUGUAAGUCGGGAUGCGAUAGCCAGUACGAUGGAUUGUGCAAGAAGGACGAGGCGGUUGAUGUGGCUUAAAAAUGAGGAAGCUCGCAUGACAUCAUAAUUGAAGACAGAUAAAAUUUCGGCAAUGGGA
Aedes aegypti (yellow fever mosquito) is the source of this 1026-nucleotide messenger RNA. RefSeq names its product venom allergen 5. Bases 213 to 968 code for a protein of 251 amino acids. The record is from RefSeq and is a predicted model, not a curated record. The transcript is spliced from 2 exons. NCBI's taxonomy places the organism in Eukaryota, Metazoa, Arthropoda, Insecta, Diptera, Culicidae.